Molecule: messenger RNA, 3695 nt
Organism: Symphalangus syndactylus (siamang)
Lineage: Eukaryota; Metazoa; Chordata; Mammalia; Primates; Hylobatidae
Gene: ZNF853
Product: zinc finger protein 853
Biological process (GO): regulation of gene expression
Cellular component (GO): nucleus
Source: RefSeq, a predicted model, not a curated record
CCGCGUCGUCUGGCCGCCGCCGACCCCAGGCGGGGCCACCCCGUGGUGCCGACCCCGGGCGCCGGCCUGGAUCCCGCUGCCCGCGAUGGUCCCGGGGGGCCGGCCCUGAGCCCCGCGCGGGAUUCGGGGCGCUGCCUCCCGCCCCGGCCCCCGCCGGAGAGUCUCCACCAACUUCUGCUCGGCCGCUCCUCUCGGCCCCUUCCCUUGGCCCAGGGCGACCUCGGCAGCCCAGACGGCGUGGACCCUCCGGAGUGCCCAGAAAGCCCCCGGGGUGGCCCUGCGCCUCCCGGUUCUUUCUGGAUGGAGGCGCCUCCGGAAGGAGCCGGCUGCACGCCGUGGCCUUCACCUCGCAGCCUCUGCUGACCACACCUCCCUAGCGCAGAGGCUGCCCCGGGCGCAGGAAAUGCUCCACCAGCACAGCCGACUCCCGGGAAUUGGGGUCUGACCGUCAGGAUGGAAGUGGGGUCAGCCACCGAGACCUUCGUGCUGGAACUUCGAUGUCUUGAGGAUGGGGGCCCAGGGCCUGACACCCUCUCAGCCAGAGGGCCUCCACCAUCCUCCCACCUCGCCCCAGCUCCUGAGUCAAUCUCCACUCAAUUUCCCGGAUCCGAUUCGGGUGGCAGCGGUGGGAGCGAGAGUCAGGAGGAGGAAGAGCCUCAGGAGGGGAGCAGCAGUCCACAGCGGCCAGCAGUCUCGGCCCCAGUGGGGGCCAGUGAAAUCACUGAGGAAACCCGGCCGGGACAACGGGAGUUGCAACUGCAGCAGUUAGAACAGCAGCCCGAGCUGCAGCAACAGCCGCAGCCACACCUAGAACUGCAACAGCAGCCGCAGCAAGAUGGGCAACAACAGCUAUCUCAACUACAACAGGAAAAACACCAAUCCAUGCACCAUCAGGAACUGAAACCAGAACUGCAGCUAAUGCACCAGCAGCAACAGUUACAGCCACAGCAAGUGCAAGAGCAACAGCUGUUGCAGCAGCAGGAACAGCUACAGCAGCAAGUGCAAGAGCAACAGCUGUUACAGCAACAGCAGGAACAGUUACAACAGCAGCAGCUGCUACAACAGCAGGAACAAUUACAGCAGCAACAGUUUCAACAGCAGCAGGAACAGUUACAGCAGCAGCAGCUACUGUUGCUGCAGCAGCAGGAACAGUUACAGCAGCAACUGUUGCAGCAGCAGCAGGCACAGUUACAACAGCAGCUGCUGGAACAGCAGCAGGCACAGUUACAGCAGCAGUUACUGCUGCAGCAGCAGGAACAGUUACAGCAGCAGCAGCAACAGCAGCUGUUGCAACAGCAGCAGGAACAAUUGCAACAGCAACAACUGCGGCCUCCUCCCCUGGAGCCCGAGGAGGAGGAAGAGGUGGAGCUGGAGCUCAUGCCGGUGGACCUGGGGUCAGAGCAGGAGCUGGAGCAGCAGCGGCAGGAGUUGGAGCGGCAGCAGGAGCUGGAACGGCAGCAGGAGCAGCGGCAGCUGCAGCUCAAACUGCAGGAGGAGCUGCAGCAGCUGGAGCAACAGCUGGAGCAGCAGCAGCAGCUGGAGCAGCAGGAGGUGCAGCUGGAGCUGACCCCGGUGGAGCUAGGCGCCCAGCAGCAGGAGUUGCAGCUGGAGCUGACCCCAGUGCAGCCGGAGCUGCAGCUGGAACUGGUGCCAGCUGCAGGGGGCGGCGGAGCAGCGGUCCCCGGGGCUCCGGCCGCGGUCGUGGUGGCUCCCCCGGGCUACGUGGUGGUGCAGGAGCUCAUGGUGCUGCCCGCUGUGGCAGCACCGGCCGUGGUGGCCAUCCCGGGCCCGGCAGGCAGCGCGGCGUUGACCCCUGCACGGCAGCGGCGGCGACGGCGCGCUCGGGACCGACCGACCAUCUGCGGGGAGUGCGGCAAGGGCUUCAGCCGCAGCACGGACCUGGUGCGCCACCAGGCCACGCACACGGGUGAGCGGCCACACCGCUGCGGCGAGUGCGGCAAGGGCUUCUCGCAGCACUCGAAUCUGGUGACGCACCAACGCAUCCACACGGGCGAGAAACCCUACGCCUGCUCCUACUGCGCCAAGCGCUUCAGCGAGAGCUCGGCGCUCGUGCAGCACCAGCGCACGCACACCGGGGAGCGACCCUACGCCUGCGGGGACUGUGGCAAGCGCUUCAGCGUCUCCUCCAACCUGCUGCGCCACCGGCGCACGCACUCGGGCGAGCGGCCCUACGUGUGCGAGGACUGCGGCGAGCGCUUCCGACACAAGGUGCAGAUACGCCGCCACGAGCGCCAGCUGCAUGGCGCGGGCCGCUCCAGGGGCCUCGGCCUGCUGCGCGCCUCGCGGCCCGCGGCCCUCGGUGGCCCAGCCCGCGCGGAGCAGGCCGCUACGGCCACUGCGCCCGCAGACAAGGCGCUGUGAGGGCCGUGAUCGGGGCUGCCUGGCUGGGAGGGGACCCCCCACCCGCCUCCACCUGAAAAGCUCCUUGACCCGGGUUCAUGGGCGCUGGAGGCAUCCUGGAAUAUCCCUGGAGUAAAAGGCUUCCACCAUCAUCAUCAUCAUCUCCCGGAUUCCCUGAGAAAAUACCAGGUUCACAGAUUCACCGCUAGAAAAAACCAUCCGCCAGAAGAGAAGUGGGCUGGGGCUGAAACAGCACCCGGGACACGUUUGUCUGCCCUUUGAGGGGUCUGCCAAAAAUUUUCCCUCCGGGCAAACUGGACUUACUACGAACGCGGAAAAACUCCCAGUGGCGAGACGAUUAACGACACUGGCCGAGGACUGGACACCCACCAGGGAAUCAGACGUGGUAAGACACACAUGGAAAAGCUUCGAUCCUGGUGAAAAUGAUCCCAAGGAGAAAUUCAGGGAGGAAGCAAACUUGUUUGCACUAUGUAGAAACUGACUAAGGCAUCGAAUCGUCCUCAGAGGCAUUUGCCUUGAAAAUACUUUCCAAGAUGAAAAUUUAUCAGGGUGGGUAUAAUUCUGAUGAAAACACCUGUGUUCAUCAACACAGGGUCAGAGCGCCCACGGGGUCAAUGUGCAAAUCCAAGCCAGGAAGUCCUGCUCCGGGUGGAAGGUAAAACCUUCCCUUCAGGGAACCAGGGGCUCCGGCGGGCAUUGGAGGCAGGUUCUUGGCCUCUGCUGCCAUGUCCCCCAGUCCCCCCAGCCCGCAUUAAUGUCCUCUGGAAUAAGAGCCUGUGGCUGAAGCAGAGGGCCUUCUGGGAGAGCUCUCCAAGGUAUGGAAGGAGGGUCCCCCAGAAGGAGCUCCAGGGUAGCCCCACUGUGGCCCCCCUGGGCUCCACCAGCUUCAUGCUUCUCAGAUGCUACCCAGGGGCCGGCACAGGGAGACCGGGGCAGAUUUCUCCUGCACCAGGCUAUGGAGGUUUGGAGGGCUGCCUGAGCAGACCCUGUGCCAUGGCUGGGGCUGGGGAAAGAAUAUCUGAGAAAAGGUUUGGGAGCAGUGCUCUUUACUACGUUUACCAAAUCGUCUGGGGCAGGGGCCGUGAGCCGCAGCAGUUGCUGGUGCCUUGUGGGAAGGUGGGGCAGGGAGGAGGCUGCCCACCACCUCUGCCCCCAGUCACUUCCUGCUUGACCUGACUCUUCACAUGUGGCUGCUUAAUUCCUGCCCCCUCCCCCCAGCUGCUUCUCCUUUACUAACACACCUGCUACAUUUUACACAUGUGUUGGUAAGUGAGAAACAGAAAUGAAAAAUAAAUUAAAAUGCAGAAAUACAA